CUUCUCUCUCGUUCUUUCUUCUCUCUGUGUAUCAGGACAAUGGAACAAACAGCGUUGAAGAGCAGCAUCAGGAAAGAGAUGGCUUUCAAAGCGACUCCUCCGGUUUACGAAGAGUUUCUUGCCGUCACCACCGCUCAGAAUGGCUUUUCCGCCGACGAUUUCUCUGUCGACGACUUGCUUGACUUGUCUAACGGUGACGUUUUCGCCGAAGAAGAUACUGACCCCAAGGCUCAACAAGAUAUGGUCCGUGUUUCCUCCGAGGAACCGAACGACGACGGAGACGCUUUUCGCCGGAGCAGCGAUUUCUCCGGCUGUGACGACUUUGGUUCUCUCCCUACAAGCGAACUCUCUGUUCCGGCGGAUGAUUUAGCGAACCUUGAGUGGCUCUCUCAUUUCGUGGAUGACUCCUUCACGGAAUAUUCGGGUCCAAACCUCACCGGAACCCCCACUGAGAAACCGGCGUGGUUAACGGGUGACCGGAAACACCCUGUGACUCCGGUCACGGAAGAGUCCUGUUUCAAAUCCCCUGUUCCGGCUAAAGCCCGUAGCAAACGUAACCGUAAUGGAGUUAAGGUCUGGUCGCUUGGUUCGUCGUCCUCUUCAGGUCCUUCCUCGUCCGGUUCGACCUCCUCCUCCUCUUCGCGUCCUUCCAGCCCGUGGUUCUCCGGCGCUGAGCUGCUCGAGCCAGUGGUCACGUCAGAGAGGCCACCGUUUCUCAAGAAGCAUAAGAAAAGGUCGGCCGAGUCUGUUUUCUGCGGUGAGCUGCAGCAGCUGCAACCUCAGCGAAGGUGCAGCCACUGCGGCGUUCAGAAAACUCCGCAGUGGAGAGCCGGGCCAAUGGGAGCCAAGACCUUGUGCAAUGCGUGCGGUGUCCGGUACAAGUCGGGUCGGUUGCUACCGGAAUACAGACCCGCUUGUAGUCCGACAUUCUCGAGUGAGCUCCACUCGAACCACCACCGGAAAGUCAUGGAGAUGAGGCGGAAGAAGGAGCCAACCAGUGACAACGAAACCGGUUUAAACCAGAUGGUUCAGUCCCCACAAGCUGUACCAAGUUUUUGAAGAAAUAGGGCCUUAAUUAGAGCAGAGAUUUAGGAUCCGAGCCGGUUCAGUUGUUAGCCCCAAGUUAGUUUCUCAUUGACUUGUUUCUUGUAUAUUACUUUCAUUAUUUUUAGCAUUUACUUCUUUUUUUUCGUCACCGUAGUUUGAUUUUUCAUGCUAGGAGUGUCCGUAAGUUCUUAGUAACUGAUUAGGUCAAAAAACUCGUUUGUAUUGUACUCUUUCGCGUUAAUUUUUGCAGUUUAAAAUUUUCUCGUUUCGAAGUUUUGCGUUAUAGCAUAAAGUUUGUUUACAUAG
This is a messenger RNA of Arabidopsis arenosa, 1353 nucleotides long. NCBI's taxonomy places the organism in Eukaryota, Viridiplantae, Streptophyta, Magnoliopsida, Brassicales, Brassicaceae. The record is from the annotation of a GenBank genome assembly.